AUGGACUCUCCGCUCGACGCCCUAGACCCGAACGACCGGAACCACACCUACACCGAAACGGCCGGCCUUUUCAUCCGACAAUACUGGCACAUCAUUCUGUCUGUGAUCUUGAUCGGAAAUGUCCUCCGCACCCGGUACCUCUCCCCCCUCCGGAGCUAUCCGGGCCCGUUCCUCGCUUCGACUACCCGUCUUUGGAAAGUCAUCACCACCGCGUCCGGCCGCUCGCACCUACAAUAUGUUGCGUUGCACCGGAAGUACGGACCCGUCGUCCGCAUCGGACCCAACGAAGUAUCCAUCGCCUCACCGGAGGCUGCGAGACAUGUUCUGAGCGCUGGAAAGAGGUUUUACAAGACGGCGUUCUACGGAGUGUUCCCUCCGCCAGAGAACCCGGACAUCUUCACCGAGGUCAACGAGGAGGCUCAUGCGCGCAAGAAGAAGGUUGUCAACGUGCCUUACAGCAUGGCGGCGAUGCAACAUCUGAGCCCCUUUAUUGACGACACCAUUGACCUGGUAGUGGCGAAGCUUGGCGGAUUUGCGUCGGCGCCUAUGGAAUACAAGGCAGACAAGUCCGUGGACCUGGGAGCGUGGUUGCAUUACUUCGCAUUUGAUGUUUUGGGAGAAGUAGCCUUCUCACGGAGCUUCGGCUUUUUAGCCGAGGGGAAAGACGUCGAGGAUGCCAUCGCAACGAUAGAUCGCUCACAGGCAUACAAUGGCAUUGUUGGUCAAAUCCCCUGGGUGGACCAUCUGCUCCGUCGCAACCCUCUUUGGAAGCUUGUGCCAAGUCUGGACACCAAGAACGCUCCAAUCACGAGAAUCGCGCUAAGUGAGAUGGAGAGACGACGACCGUUUGACAAGGAGAGUGAGGGUAAGUUGAGGAACGAUGACGGAAGGCAGGAUCUUCUGGCAAGUCUGAUCAAGGGGCACCUGAAAGACCCUGAGAGAUUUACCGAGGGCGACGUCUUCGCUGUUGCUCAUGGGGCGAUGCUAGUAGAUGAGAUCACUCAAGCUGUCGAUGUCGGUAUGCUUCCCGCCACAGGAAACAUUUCAUGGAGUGAGGCCCAAGGUCUUCAGUACUUCCAAGCUUGCCUGAAGGAAGCCAUGCGGGUGCGGCCUGCUGUUGGGCUCAACAUUACGCGUGUUGUUCCCCCUGAAGGCGCGGAGCUGGACGGGCACUUCUUCCCUGGCGGCACCGAAAUCGCAGUCAACGGAUGGGUCUUGCACCGGGACAAACGCACAUUUGGCGAGGAUGCGGACGACUUUCGGCCGGAAAGAUGGUUGGUUGAAGUUGACAAUGCUAAGAAAAUGGAGAGAUACAUGUUCCAGUUCGGCGGAGGCAGCCAUGUAUGCAUAGGACGUAAUUUGGCACUGCUCGAGAUCAACAAGAUUGUACCACGGCUUUUCAGAGACUUCAAGUUUGAAUUGGUCCACCCAAGUCAACCGCUGAAGGCUAAUGCCACGUUUUUUGUGGUGCAGGAAGGGCUCGAGGUCUAUGUUCAGAGGCGGGACUCCCCUUAG
Molecule: messenger RNA, 1515 nt
Organism: Colletotrichum chrysophilum
Lineage: Eukaryota; Fungi; Ascomycota; Sordariomycetes; Glomerellales; Glomerellaceae
Exons: 3
Coding region: 1-1515 (504 amino acids)
Molecular function (GO): monooxygenase activity; iron ion binding; heme binding
Source: RefSeq, a predicted model, not a curated record